UGUCGACUUGUAGAUACUUUAGGAUGUUAUAACUUCGCUUUGAGACUGAAAUCGGUCGUACUAUGACUUCUUCUUACGUUUUUGUUGAGGGAAAAGACAGCGACAAAGAGAAGGAAGAUUCGGAUUUAGAAAGUGGAAGCGACGAUGAAGGCUUCGAAGACGCUGAUCAAGAUUUUGAUUUCGUUCUCAAGCCAUCGCGUAAACUUCGCAAUGGUGUGAAGAAAAUGCAAGAAAUGGAAUUUAGAAACGAUCGAUUUCGUCUUAAGCAGGACAUAAUCCGAGUGCGUGGUAAAUUUGAUGAGCGUUUUUCUCAUCCUUGGUGGAGAGUGGAAUUCAAAUUGGACGCGUUGAAAUCUUCGACGAGCUUUAAGCACGCUACUUCACUGCCUUCGUAUAGUAUUCGAACGGAUGACGAUGUGAAUAAAAGCUUGCUGUCGCAGUUCCUCACCACAGGUUGUGAAGUGAAUGAUCAACACGUCACGAUAUUGCUGGAGUUUCUUGAGAGGAAAAAUUUGAAACCCACAUUUGAGGAUCUGGUUACAAACUUGGAGAAAUUUGCUGAAACCGACAAAGAGGGUCACGACAUUGCUGAGCAGAUUACAGCAGCGCUGGACCGUAAGCCAACUGGUAAAGCCUUCACUGUUCCUUUGUUUACCAAGUAUGCUCAUCGGCUGUUUCCUCGUCGUGUUUGUUCAAUCUUUGAGGAAUCUUCUAAGGAAGAGCUGGAAGAGCUUAAUGAGGCCUUAAAUAAAGAACCCUGGGUUUUUGGUUAUUGGAGUGUUCUCAAACAAAGAUUUAAUCUCUCAAGCUGUGAGGUAAAGCUGGAAUCAUUUGAAGACUGCAAUCUACUUGACCAAAUGCCAAUUGCCAAGCAAGAUGCAUUGCACAUAUAUAAUGCCCUUUCACGAUUGCUUCGUAAGUAUGGCCAUACUUAUGUAGAAUUCAAGAUGCUGACAAAGGAGCUAAAUGGAGUCAGAAACUGGAAAAAAAGUCUUGACUAUUUGAGAGAAAUUGAUGUUGUAGGGACUUCUGAAGACCAUCUGGGUGACAAUCGGCAUGUCUUUUUGACACAUAUUCGUCGUUAUGAAGAAGGAAUUGCAAGAAAUGUUGUUGCAGUCAUGGAUGAAAAACCUUGGACAAGUAAUGUGGAGAUUGAUGAGAAAGUAUUUAAUGGUGAUAGAGACCAAAUUCGUGCAGCCCAACUCAUAUCAACAAAGCCAGUUGCUGUGCUCUCAGGUAGGGGUGGCUGUGGUAAGACAUUUGUUGUGUCAGAAAUCUUGAAAAAGGCACUAGAGGAAAAAAUGGAAAAUUUCCUCCAAGAGAACCCUGUAAAUUCACUUGAAACAAAUAUGGACACCUCUGAAGGGCAAGAUAAGCAUGCAAUCAUUCGGGAUUACCCUGAUGAUUAUGAAAUCACUGAAACUGAUCCAGGCAGUAAAGAAGAUGAAACUUCAUCUCAUAAUGUUGACAAGAAACUUAAAGAGGUAAAUGAAGAAGUUUUGCUAACUGCACCAACUGGUAAGGCUGCCUCCAUCCUAGGGAAAAGAAUUGGGAUUCCUGCACACACACUGCACUCAGUCAUCUUCACAUUUCUCCACUGGAAGAAUCAGGUUGGAAAUGUCAAUGAUUGGAAAUUCAGCAAAGUUCAUCUUCUAGUGUGUGAUGAAUGUAGUCUGGUGUCAGUGAGGGUGUUCUACAAGCUGAUCAGCAUUUUGCGUCAGUAUGCCCAUCUUAAACAAGUGAUUCUCUUGGGGGAUGUAAACCAACUUCCAUCCAUUGAGCCUGGGAAUUUUCUGGGUGAUAUCUUCCACACAUUGGAGAAAAAUGGCUUCUGCAUCACUCUGCAAACCAACCACCGAUCAGAUUCAGAGCUUAUUGUUCAAAAUGCUGGAAAAAUAUCAAUGCAGCAGAUGCCAUUUUUUGAUUCAGAAAGAGGUUUCUUCUCAGUUGAAUACAAUUGUAAUGACGACGGUGAGAGUAUCACUGUAACUGAAAUUAUUAAAGACAUACUGAAAAAUGAGGCAAACCCUUUUAUCCUGCCCAAACCUGAAGACUCUCAAUUUGUUACAUUGCGACGAAAAGACUGUGACAACAUUAAUGAACUAUGUGCUCUCCAUUACAACAAACACUGCAUCAAAGACCACCAUGGCAAACUAAAAUUUGAAAUUGGAGACAAAGUUUGUGUAAGGCAUAACAUGCUGUGUCUUGAUCAGUAUGAAAACGAAAUUGUCAAGAUUUGUAAUGGAGAGAUAUUCUUCAUUAGAGAUAUCAUUCAGGAACAAGACGAAAGGAGCAAAAAGAAAAUUUUUUACUGUCUAGACGAUGGUGAAAAGAUAAUAAAGGUUGAUUUCAAGACACUGAAAUCAGCCAAACUGAGUCAUGCUUGGGCAAGAACUAUUCACACAUUUCAGGGCUCAGAGUGUGACACAAUUGUCUAUGUGGUGGGAAAUCCGUUUUACCAGAACUGGCAGCAUGUGUACACGGCGAUCACCCGUGGCGUGCGGCAAGUUGUAUUGGUUUACAAGCACAUUUCCUUGUCACGUGCUGUUACGUCACUUCCUGUACCGCGUAAGACUAAAUUGAAAGAAGACAUGGUGAAAGCUCUGAGAAACCGAAAUCAGCUUAAUAAGCUUGAUGGGGUGAAGACCAACGCCCAAAUUGCCCCAGAUCAUGGAGAUGGUGUCGAGAAUGCGGUUUCUCUCCUGCCCUCUGAUGACAUGAAAGAGGCCACUGUAAGGUCAGUACUAGAGGCUCACUGCGAAGAUCAACAAAGGGUAUUAGGGGAAUGUUCUUCAGGAACAUCAUCCUCCUUCAGCGCUGCAAGAUGUUCAGAGGAUUUUUGUAUCUCGAACAAAAAUCUGAAUAUCAAAAAUCACCAGAAGGAGCAAGACACGAGCUAUGUCCUUGCUCCAAAUAGAGAUCUAUCCUCUCACGAAUUGGCCGAAGACCACCGUCAAGAAAUGGCUGUGGUUGCUGCAGAGGCCAGAGACUCCCAACAGAUCUCUGGUGGUUCCCCUCUGAAGGUAAAGUGUGGCUUGGAAGCCAUUUUUGAAAGUCCGGGCGGCAAAAGGAAACAUCCAGAAAACGUCAAACAGGACGGCCAGGAUAUCUUGGACUCAAAGAUCUAUCAGAGCCCGACGCAAAAAAGAAAGUACCCUGAAGGCAUCACUCCUUUAUCUCCUCCGCAAACGCCACCUUACCUUGGAAAAUUUCCAUCGUCUCUUUCAUCAUUUAGCCCCUUGAGCCAGACCUCAAGAGAAAUCAAGCAAGCCGCUGAUAAAAAGCCAGCUACCACAGGAACUACUGCAAAAUUCAACACCAAGUGCAAGGUCUGCGGAGGUCCAAUUCAUGCUGGCAAAGACCAAAUAACUCAUCUCUUCGAUGGCUCCAAAAAAUCUUGGAUUCACGUUAGGUGUUCAACCAGUGAUGCGCAGUAAGCACCGACAAAAACGUCGAAAAGAAGAUGAUAUCGAGGCUUUUGAGCGAUUUAAAAAUGGUAAAUGAAAUCUGUGCCGUUGGCAAUUGAAGUAGUUCUUAGAAGUUGCAGUUAUCAACUUUCUUUUGUUUUAAAAAUGAGACAUGAGUAAGUGCAAUAUAUAGAUUUAGCCAAGCCUAAAAAGC
Molecule: messenger RNA, 3621 nt
Organism: Pocillopora damicornis (cauliflower coral)
Lineage: Eukaryota; Metazoa; Cnidaria; Anthozoa; Scleractinia; Pocilloporidae
Product: DNA helicase B
Source: RefSeq, a predicted model, not a curated record